AUGCCUCCACACGCAUCCGAUUCCACUCCUAUCGGGAGUCCAACACCAUCUGCAUUCAGGGUGAAUGCCCCGAAUGUCCGUUAUACCGAUGAUCACAUCAUCGCUGACUAUGUUUAUAGCAAUGCGAUUGUAACAUCGAACGAAGGCGGAAGCAUCAACGUAACGCCUACCAACACAAAGUAUACUUUCAAGACAGAAUUGAAAGUGCCCAGGGUUGGUUUAAUGAUGGUCGGAUGGGGAGGGAACAAUGGUUCCACCCUAACCGCCAGUAUUGUCGCGAACCGGCACAACAUCACUUGGCGAACCAAAGAUGGUGUGAAGACACCUAACUAUUUUGGUUCCGUCGUCCAAGCUUCUACUCUCAAACUCGGCAUCGAUGAGAAGGGUAAAGAUGUCUAUAUCCCGUUCAGCAACAUCUUGCCCAUGGUCCACCCUAAUGAUCUUGUUCUCGGUGGUUGGGACAUCAGUUCCCUGGAUUUAGCCAAGUCGAUGCAAAGAGCAUGCGUUCUCGAUUACGACCUUCAACGACAGGUCGCCCCCGAGUUGGAGAAAAUGAAACCAUUGCCAUCAAUUUACUAUCCUGAUUUUAUUGCCGCCAAUCAGAGCGAUCGUGCUGAUAACUUGAUCCCCGGUGACGACAAGAAAGCCCACGUCGAGCACAUCAGAAAUGACAUUCGUCAGUUUAAAUUAGCUAAUCAACUGGAUAAAGUCAUUGUGGUCUGGACUGCAAAUACCGAGAGAUAUGCUGAGAUCAUACCAGGCGUAAAUACUACUGCCGAUAAUCUGCUCAAAGCUGUCGAAGAAUCUCAUCCAGAGAUUGCUCCCUCUACAAUCUUUGCUAUCGCCUGUAUCCUCGAAAACGUGCCGUUCAUCAAUGGAUCUCCUCAAAAUACUUUCGUACCGGGCUGUAUCGAACUAGCCGAAAGACACCGCGUAUACAUUGGCGGUGAUGACUUCAAGUCGGGACAAACCAAAGUCAAGUCCGUCUUGGUCGAGUUCUUGGUUAAUUCUGGCAUUAAGCCUAUCGGAAUUACGAGUUACAACCAUUUGGGAAAUAACGAUGGCAAAAACUUGUCGGCUCCUCAGCAGUUUAGGUCCAAGGAAAUUUCAAAGAGUAAUGUUGUCGAUGACAUGGUCAAUUCUAACAAGAUCUUGUAUAAACCGGGAGAACAUCCUGAUCAUGUUGUCGUAAUCAAGUAUGUUCCUGCCGUCGGUGAUUCUAAGCGAGCUCUCGAUGAGUAUGUAUCGGAGAUCUUCAUGGGUGGAAGGAAUACCGUUUCUCUCUACAACACUUGCGAAGAUUCUCUUCUUGCAUCUCCUCUUAUUCUUGACCUCGCUAUACUUACCGAACUCACGUCUCGCAUUCAAUAUCGCACCGAAGAGAUGACGGAAUUUGCACCGUUCCAUUCGGUACUCUCGAUUCUCAGCUUCAUGCUCAAGGCACCUCUCGUACCGCCGGGUACUCCUGUCGUUAAUGCGUUUAGCAAGCAGCGCGCAGCCAUGGAAAAUCUCUUCCGAGCCUGCAUUGGGCUUCCUCCGCAGAGCGACAUGUUGCUUGAACAUAAAGCUCCCGUUAAUCGCUCGAAGAAGGCUGUUAAAUGA
Molecule: messenger RNA, 1602 nt
Organism: Paraglomus occultum
Lineage: Eukaryota; Fungi; Glomeromycota; Glomeromycetes; Paraglomerales; Paraglomeraceae
Source: the annotation of a GenBank genome assembly